This is a messenger RNA of Cladophialophora yegresii CBS 114405, 2172 nucleotides long. Its product is annotated as E3 ubiquitin-protein ligase BRE1. Bases 1 to 2172 code for a protein of 723 amino acids. NCBI's taxonomy places the organism in Eukaryota, Fungi, Ascomycota, Eurotiomycetes, Chaetothyriales, Herpotrichiellaceae. Gene Ontology annotation, cellular component: HULC complex; nucleus. The transcript is spliced from 2 exons. Gene Ontology annotation, molecular function: ubiquitin protein ligase activity. The record is from RefSeq and is a predicted model, not a curated record.
AUGACGGCCGUCGAAUCUCUCCCCCUUUCCCUCUCUCAACAGAGCCUAGUCAAGAUGGAAGAUCGCAAGAGACCCUCGCCUUAUGAUUCCAUCGACUCUGCUCCUCCUCUCAAGCGACAAGCCACCCAGGCGAAUGGCGCGUCCAAAGCCCACAAGGACGAUGACAUGCCGUGGAAAGAUGACCUCGAAAGAUUCCAGAAAGACGCCAUUCUCCGGCAGAUGCAAGAAUACAAGAGAGAAAAGAACACGCUGGAGGGUCAAGUAAAAGAGAUGCGCAAAAAGGCUCGAUAUCACGACGAUCAUCUCCGUGUCAUUGACUCGUGGUUCCAACAGGUCAUUGACGAGGUCAGAGUCAUUGCCAAAGGGGACGACGAUGUGGACAUGGAUGCCGAAUCAUUGCCCUCUUCCUUGCUCUUCGCGGACCAAGACCAGUUUGAAGAACAUCUCCGCAGCCGCUCAAGGCAAAUCAAAACAGUUAUAUCAAGGUUAUUUGGCUCUACCAGACCCUCCUCUCCCGAUGUAGCAGAGUUACAAUCGCAGAUAGCAAAGUUACUCGCCGCCGAAAAGGGUCACGUGGCUGAGCUCCAAAAAUUACAGUCGGAAAAGGAGGAGCUCGAGCAUCAGCUAGAGAAUGCCUCUCUCCGUUAUAUGACCGCUGAGCGCAAAAUUGACAGAGCGAAAAGUGUAACUGUUGCCAAGCUCGAAAAACAGGCGCUUUUAGGCGCAACAAAACCCUCAGAAGAUGGCGGCUCUGUCAAGCGGGAAGACAGUCAAGUCAAUGGCACCUCCGACAACUCCGAAGAGCUGGCCGAUCUGGAACAACAGUUGAACAAGGCUGCAGCCGUUUCGGAAAAGCAGAAAGAGCAACUCGAGAAGUUGGAAGAGGAGAAUGCGGCAUUGACGAAGCAGUUGACCGAAUUGCAAGCGAAGUCGGUAGUUUUAACAGAUGAAGACUAUGCAAAAACGGAACUGUUCAAGCAGUUGAAGUCACAGCAUGAGGACGUCAUUAAAAGAAUCAACAACCUUGAGGCCGCCAAUACCGAGUUGGGGGAAGAAGCUACAAAAUUGCGGUCGGAGAGGACAACAUAUCAGCUUCAGCUGGAGAAUGAGCAGCGAGCGGCCAUUGCCGAGAAAGAUUCCCUACUGGCGGCAUCGGAGGCUAAUCUGGCGCGGAUACGGCACAAUCGAGACGAAUUGCUAGCAGAUCAGGCGGUGAAACAGUCCUCGCUCGACCAGAAUCAUGAGGCUGUCAAGAAGAUCACAGAACUGGCCUCCGCCCAAGAGGAUCGCAUUCGAGCAUUGGAAUCCGAAACUGAGCGGCUGACUGCUCAGUCAGGUGGUAUGGCUGUGGACAAUGCGCUAUUGGAUGCCCUAAGCCUUGAAGAUCUGCGGGCCAGGUAUCAUGAACUCGAUCGAAAGUACAACAUCUUGAAUGGGGAACUGGCGUCUAUGUCCACGGCAUUUCAAAAGACCUCGAAGAUCGCAAGCCAGAAAAUCUCGGAGUUCGCCGCUAUGGAGGACAAAGUCCUGAAGCUCUCGAUGGAUAAGACCAAAGCUGAUCAAAAAUUCUUUGCCGCCAUGAAGAGCAAGGAGACCCAAGCCGGGGAAAUUCGGACAUUGCGGCUACACAACGCUAAGUCUUCAGAAGUGAUUUCAGCCUUGAAGGAGGCAGAAGCCUCCGCGCGCGCCCUACUGGCUACGCUGGAAAAGCAAGUAUCUGAGAUGAAAGACGCGUUAAGCCACAAAACAAACGACCAUCGAGCUAUUCAACAGCAAAAUAUCACUCAUACCCUGGAAAUCGCUCGUCUCAACACCCAAGUCACCGAACUGAAAAAUCAAUCCACCGCCAAAGAUGCGAAAUUAUCGUCUACCUCUUCCGCCUGCCGCGUGGCCGAACUUGAAGUGGAGGAACUCAAGUCCACGCUGAAAGACACGCGCCGCCAGCUGGAAAGCUGGAAAUCCAAAUCCGGUCAGUCAGAGCAGUAUGAAAUGCUGAGGACGAUCGCCUACUGCAACGUCUGCAAGCGAAACUUGAAAAAUACCGUCAUCAAAACUUGUGGCCAUACAUUCUGCGAGGAUUGCGUGGCGGAGAGAUUGACGUUGAGGGCAAGGAAGUGUCCGAAUUGCAACAGGGCGUUUGGCGCAAGUGAUCACAUGCGCAUUACGCUGUGA